This is a messenger RNA of Drosophila navojoa, 1761 nucleotides long. It is a transcript of the gene Ugt305A1, whose product is annotated as UDP-glycosyltransferase family 305 member A1. The record is from RefSeq and is a predicted model, not a curated record. Lineage: Eukaryota; Metazoa; Arthropoda; Insecta; Diptera; Drosophilidae. Gene Ontology annotation, molecular function: UDP-glycosyltransferase activity.
AACAGAACUCUUAUCGUUUGGUCUUGAUUACCGUUAUCUUAUCUGAGUCGGCGGGGCCAGUGGUGAAUCAGUCGCGUUGUUGCGGUGCAAUCGUUUGGUAGCAUGAAAUCUAUCGCGGCACUUUUGUCGACGCCGCUGCUGCUUCUGCUGCUGACUUGCAGCAAUUGGCAACAGACGAAUGCUGCUCGGAUUUUGUGCAUUGUCGGCACGCCGGCGCACAAUAAUCCUGGCUGGGUGCUGCCCUUCUUCCAAACACUCGCUGAGCGCGGCCACCAGCUGACUGUGAUUGGCUCACAGAUGGAUGCAGACAUACCUGGCAUAACUAGCGUUCCGGUGAGCAACGAGUACGACGUGAUUAGGAAGCACUAUGUGGACGCGAUGGGUCACUACCAGAACUAUUGGGAUAUUAAGCAGCUGCUCAUUUGGUAUGAGGCACUGCUUGGCACCUGUCGCUCCACGGUUGAGACACUCUUCUUCAAGAAUUUCAACAUUCCGGAGGGCAAUUUUGACUUGAUUAUCUAUGAUGCCACAUAUUCCAUCGAAUGUCUACUCACGAAGCUGCCCCAGCUGCGAUCUGUGCCCGUGAUGGCUCUCAGCAGUGGCAAGCUGACGACAGACCUACUUCAGUUAGUUGAAGCAGAAAACACGAUCAGUGCUGCAACGAUUCCGCACUUCGCCAGUCGACUUCCUCUCGAAAUGACGUACUGGCACUGCCUGCAGAACCAUGUCAUGUACCUGGCCGAGCGAUUCAUUCAAUGGUCUGUGGUUCAGCCCGUCUUAAACGGCAUGCUGGGUAACGGGUACUUCAAUCCUGAGGUGCAGGUAGUGCUGCUUAACACGCAUCCGGUCCUGGACUAUGUGCAGAACAUGCCACCGAACGUUAUAGAGGUGGGUGGCUUGCACAUUCUCUCCGAGUCGGAGCCGUUGCCCUUCAGCACGCAGGACUUUAUAGAUCGCUUUUCCGAGGGGAUCAUUUACAUAAAUCUGCCCCAUAUUGAGCUGAUGUAUGGCUUGGGCAUUCAGGCGAUUGAAACCAUGAUCAGGGAGUACGGCCAGUUCGGCUUCCUCUGGAAUGUGAACAAUGUGAAGGAGCUGCAGUUGUCCGAGAACUUUUACAAUCUGAGGGCCAUCAACGUGGUUGAAAAUAUGCAGCAAAAUAUUUUGGCUCAGUCCAAUGUAAAAGUAUUUCUCAGUCAUGGAGAUAGCUUCAGCAUCCAGGAAUCUCUCUACAAUGCGGUUCCAAUUAUUGUGUUGCCCUUGCUGAUGGAUCAGAUCAAUAAUGCCCAGCGCUUGGAGGACCGUCAUUUGGGAGUUCGAGUUUCACCCAGUGACUUUGCAGUCAAUAGCUUCUCCGCAGCUCUGAAGCUACUGAUACGGGACGAUUCCUAUUUGGAAUCAAUGCAGCAAGCACAACUCAAUUAUCGCACACGUCAACUGAAGCCUUUAGAUGUGGCCGUUUGGCAUGCGGAGCAAUUGGUCAGCCAGCCCAACCUCUUUAAGCAUUUGUCUGUGUCCAAGUCUUCUGGAAUGUUUUACCUCAUUAGAAAAUCUACGGAAGUUUUGAUUGUACCUCUAAUUUUUUUACUCUUAUUCUUUGGCAAUUUCAUCUUUCUGAUCUGGCAAAGCAUAAAUAAGAAGAAGGUGAGACGCAUUAAAGAAAAGAAGGUAAAAGCCAAGCCACAGGAGGACAAGAAAGAAGAUUAGUUAUGGAAUAGAGAUUCAAAUUAUAGGUGCUUAACAUCGGAACAAACCAUCAAGUUA